UGCAAAUCAGUGGGGAGGGUACACAAACUGGAUUUUGGGGAUAGGUCCGCGCUGUUAAAUAUUGGGCUGAAACUCGGCGAAUUGUUCGAACUAUUCUCGGGAUAACCGGCCCUUAGUUUAAAGUGGUUGAAAAACAAAUCUCGCGGUUAAUUUCAAGGAUCAAGUUUCUUGGCAAUACGUGGCAGACUGAGUGUGAUCCCCACCUGAAGACAGGAAGAGAAUAAGGCAGCGCCUCGCAGAAGCUGCGCUGGGCACUGUACUGAGUCAGGGGCUGCCUCCCGCUUCUCUGAAAACAGAACCUUAACCAGGGACUGUUUCCUUUCUGUUCGACCUCCUGAACCGCCAACUGGGUUACAAACGACACCGAAGUCAUAAGAAACCAGGAGAUUGAAACAAGCGAAUUGUGUCACUUCGCGAUCAAUAGAGAAACACAAGGGCAGUCGAUUUAGCUAGUGUUUCGGCAAAUAAAGCAUUUCCAUGAAAGUAACUUUCUUGUCAGGAGAUAACUUCGAUCUUCGCUGGGCCAAAAGAAAGGUAACAUUCUGAAAGUGCCUUAAAGUUUGGGCCGAGUGCAGUCGACAGUAUUAGUUGGAGUGAAAUGGAUACGCAAAAGUCAAUUUUGCAUAUGUUUGUGACGAGUUUUCACUGGUGAUCAACAUUUCCAUUUUCUGAUGGGAACGCACAGAAGUUUGUGUUUGGUAAGGGAGUGAGCAAAGGUGUUACCCGGAUCCGGAUGCAGGAAGCUUAUCAAUUUUUAUUUGCUGGCACAGGGAUUGUUCCUCAUGCUAACCAAGUCAUGCUCCAGAAUUCCAUUGCAUUAACAGAGACCCGUAAACCUUGAGCGGAUUCUGCAAGUUGAACAUCAAAAGGACCCUGGCUUCCCUAAAAUAAAGGAACUCUGUACAGGCUGUUAAAGCAGGGACAAGUCGAACAAUUAAUUAUAUGGAACAAUGGAUAAAACAAUGUUAUCACCCUGGGAAUCAGUCCAGUGACUCUUUAUUGGUCUCUCUCCAAGACUGGAGAAUGAAGCAGCAUCUUUUCAUGAAGACAAAAGGCAUUUUGAUCAAAUCUAGGUGUUGACGUAUAUAUCUUUACUGUUUGGCUGGAUACUUCAGCAUUUCCACAGUAUGGAAGAAGACUGGGAUCUGAAAUGUAAUUCAGAGGUGACAAAUAAAGCAGUAUUACUACUAAAUGGUUCCUGUGGAUCUAGAAGUACUGGGCAAGUGCAAGAACUUUUCCAUGAAGCUGCACAGGUAUCCCAGUCCCAUGCUAAGCCCUGGUGGAAAGUUAAGAUUUUUGUUUGGGAACCAGUGCUAUUUGGAACAUGGGAUGGAGUAUUCACAACUUGUAUGAUCAACAUCUUUGGAGUGGUUCUCUUCCUGCGGACCGGGUGGCUUGUGGGAAAUACAGGUGUUCUACUGGGAAUGUUUAUGGUGACCCUGGUUGUCUUGGUUGCUCUGGUGACAGUUUUAUCUGGAAUUGGCGUGUGGGAGAGGUGCAGUCUUGGAAAUGGUGGAGUAUAUUCUAUGCUUUCUACAGUUCUGGGAGGUCGAGUAGGAGGAACUUUUGGAUUUCUCUACGUAUUUGGACAGUGUGUUGCAGGUGCUAUGUUUAUCACUGGCUUUGCUGAAUCCAUUGCUGACUUGUUGAACCUCAGUAACAUCUGGGCAGUCCGGGGAAUUUCACUUGCUGUGCUGUUGGGAUUACUGGGAAUUAACCUAGCAGGAGUCAAAUGGAUCAUUCGGUUUCAGCUGUUGCUAUUGGCCUUGCUGGCUAUUUCUACAAUGGAUUUUGUUAUUGGCACUUUCGCACACCUGGACCCUGACUUUGGAUUUGUGGGAUACACUGAAGAACAACUUGGGAACAAUACAUUCCCAGACUACAGCCCAGAAGAAAAUUUCUUCACAGUUUUUGGUGUCUUUUUUCCUACUGCUACUGGUGUAAUGGCAGGAUUUAACAUGAGUGGAGACCUCCAGAAACCUGCAUCCAAUAUCCCUCUAGGGUCACUUGCGGCUGUAGGCGUCUCUUGGUUCCUGUAUUUAGUGUUUGUUUUUUUGCUGGGAGCUGUUUGUACAAGGGAGGCACUCAGAUAUGAUUUCAUGAUAGCUGAAAAGGUUGCCUUGGUGGGAUUCCUCUGGUUAUUAGGUCUGUACAUUUCAUCUUUAGCUUCCUGCAUGGGAGGCCUUUAUGGUGCACCCAGAAUCCUUCAGUGCAUUGCACAAGAAAGGGUGGUACCCGCCCUUGCCUGUCUGGGAAGUGGGAAAGGGCCAAACAAAACCCCGGUGGCUGCAAUAUGUCUUGUGGGACUUGUGACUUUGGCAUUUACCCUCAUUGGGCAAGUGAAUGUUCUUGCCCCAAUAGUCAGCAUCAACUUUAUGCUGACUUACAGUGUGGUAGAUUACUCUUAUUUCUCAGUUUGUAUGAGUUAUGAUAUUCAGCAAAAAGGGAAAAACAGGAAUAAAGAAAAUGCUAGAACUUAUAAAUCAUCACAGAGGCUGAAUUUAGAUGGCCCACUCAAAAAUGGGACUGGUGGCCCAAUUAAAUGCAGCAUGAAUGGCUCUUUGCUUGAGUUCAACAAGGACAUGAAUCAGAUCUUUCAAACAGUGCCUCAUGAUAGGGAAGAAGAGGUGCAAAAAAAUUGGAAAAAUGAAAAAAAUGUGAAUCGGUCUGUCCAACUGAAAAAAGUGAGAAAACCUGCAAAACAGACAUUGCAGGAUAGUUUUAUGUUGAACCUUGACAACUCAAAUAGAACAAUUAAAGAGGACCACAGCCAGGUCUCAGGGACUGAGCCUGUAGGAGAACUAUCAGAACAGGAUAUAGGAGACCAUCAGCAUCUGGAAAAUUAUUUUGUACCUCAAUCUGUGGAAGCCCACGACAAUGCUGACUACAAAAUAAUUGAACCUACAGAACACUGUUAUACAGACACGGAUGAUUCAACAGAAGCAAGAGGAUAUGGUUCCAUUGAAAGGCAAAAGUCUCAGGAAGCAGAGAUUUACACAAUGCCAAGAUCAUUUUAUUCCAGACUCUGCAAUCGCUGGUUGUCAUUCAUUGGUGCACUAGUGUCCAUUGUAAUCAUGUUUGUGAUCCACUGGAUUUAUGCCUUAAUUAAUAUUGCUGUGGCAUUUUUCAUCUACACUUACAUUGGACAAAUGAGCCCAGGACUUCCUCUUGGCCUUGCUAAUAACUUCAACUUUUUUAGUUGGAUUCAGACUGUCUUCAGUGAGGCAAGGAGGAAAGGAUCACCGCAUAAAAAACAGAUUAUAGUGACACCCUCAUUUACAACAGUUGGCAUGGCAACAACCCAACUAACUGAAGAGAAUGCUGACUUUGCCUCACGAGACCGCUACCAUCAUUCCUCAGUUAUUAGUGGAGAAGUUCUCAAUCGUCAUUUGAGCUGAAUAUCAACUUUCAGCUGAUUUUGUACCUUUGUAACACACCGUCUUUGAUUGGUAGGUCUUGAAGGCUGUUAAAAUUCUAUUGUUAAACUUAACUGAAAGUUCGUAUGAAUUAAAAAAUAUGGAAGUAUGUUUUCUUUCAAGCAACUUGAGUAAGAAUAGAAUAAAAUAUUAGGAUAGCUACAACUUUAUUACAGAGGAAAGCAGCUAUUUUACAUGUAAAUCUUUAACAACUGUAAAUAUAUGGAUGGUUUUAUGUGAUAUUUUAUUAUGGGGAUUUCCUUAAAAAAUAUAUAUAUAUUAUCAUGACUUAAUUAAGGCUUUUGCCAAUAUAUUUAGAAUAACUUGAACAGAAACACCAUGACAUAUUUUUCUACCAUCUUUGCCAACUAUGCUACUAGUAAAAGUUGACAUACUGCUAAACUGGAUGCAUUACAUUAAUUUUGUCAGGAUUGCUGGCCACUCCUGAUUUUUUGGGUUAAAAUUUAAGAGUCAAAACAAAGCAGAUCUUCAGUGUCAAGUUUUUAUUUUAACAAAAAUGUUCAAAUUCAUAUUGUGGACAGGGUUCAAGCAACAUGUAUUCAUGGCAAUUUGGGUGCAGGGAACCCUUCUUAUUGAUAAAAUGUCCUUCUGCCUAUAUGUGGCUCCAAGGCUGAUUCUUUUCUUUCCUAAUCUAAAGGUGUAAGAAUAUCUUAUGCCACAGAAAAAAAAAAACAUUCAAAUAACUUUUAUAUGGAACUAGAGACCAGGUGAAGUUCAGCAAUAAAUUCUAAUAUGCACCAGUUGGAGAACUUCCUUUACUUUAUUAAACUUUGAAAAUAAUAAUAGAUAUGCUGUAGGAAGAAUGUUCUGGAAGUGUAUCGACUUGGUACGACACUUGUCUGAUGCUUUGAGCAGAGUGCAAAAGAAUGAAUAAAUUCUAGAUCUUUUAAUAAUAUUUACUUCUGCAGUGUACAGUACGUUUCAGAAUUGCUAAGAUAAUGUUAAUGCUGGAUGUUAUGUUUCUAAAUUUCUUUUCACUUUAUUAUGUUAGUAAUACAGGGAAAGUCCACAUUAACUGAAAAGAAGUGAAUAUGAAUGUAAGAAGUUUUGCAUCACUUUUAAAUGCAAUAUUUACAUUACCUAGUAACUGAAAUUCUCUGGAAAAUAAUAAAGAGGAGCAAUAUUAUGAAAA
This is a messenger RNA of Carcharodon carcharias (great white shark), 4569 nucleotides long. It is a transcript of the gene slc12a8, whose product is annotated as solute carrier family 12 member 8. The transcript is spliced from 16 exons. Gene Ontology annotation, cellular component: membrane. The coding region runs from base 1128 to 3398 and encodes 756 amino acids. Gene Ontology annotation, molecular function: potassium:chloride symporter activity. Gene Ontology annotation, biological process: cell volume homeostasis; potassium ion homeostasis; chloride transmembrane transport. The record is from RefSeq and is a predicted model, not a curated record. NCBI's taxonomy places the organism in Eukaryota, Metazoa, Chordata, Chondrichthyes, Lamniformes, Lamnidae.